Molecule: messenger RNA, 8354 nt
Organism: Porites lobata
Lineage: Eukaryota; Metazoa; Cnidaria; Anthozoa; Scleractinia; Poritidae
Source: the annotation of a GenBank genome assembly
CAGCCUACAUUCUUAGUAAAGUUUGAUGUUCUUCAAAAGCAUUUCAAGUGGUAUGUUGCGCUCAAAGUUUCAGACUUACAUAAUUAUGUAUUUGUAAUUAAUAUACCAUUAUGCAAUCAUGCACUGCCUCGUUAAGUGUACAUUGAUCUGAUAUAUUUGCUGAUUUAAAUGUUUCAUUUCUUCAUUAGAUUCAAAAGGAAGACUGAAACGAUUGACAACACGCACGCGCAGUUGACGAGGCCAGAUUAAGCAAAAGCGAGUCACAUAACGCCUCACGACUUAGAGACUUUACUAAGAAAACAGAUUUAAAAUCCCGCUUACCUCCUUUCUCCAGUCCAUAGUCCUAAAUGUUCACUGACAGUCUUUUAGUACAACCCGAUACCCAAACUACUCUUAGAAAAUUGUCGGCUUCCAUGUCGUAAUCGUUGCGUUUUUUCAGGUAUUCUGAUACAGGUGAUGCUAUGUAGUAACAGUAUGGCGGCAGGGCGAGAACAGCAUCACCAGCUCUUCCUAGAUGUCCUUUCGCCUAAAAUCUUAAGAGUGUAACAACUUUGUUCAUUGCGAUUAUUAAGCCGUCGAAGCCAUACUUUAAGACGCAGUGAGUCACAUUUCUCAGGACUUAAUAUCCAUUGCGUUUUUACGUCUUGUUUCUCUGAAAUUUUCAUGUUUUCUGGUUGAUGAAAUAUGAUAUUCCUUGCAAACCUCGCAGUGAAAUCCACCAGCAAAGUAGUACACUUCUUUCCUAUUUCCUCGAUCGGCCAUGUUGAUUUUCAUUUGUUUUCUCCCUGGGUAGCCUGGCUUUCUAGCUUCCAGUCUCUUUUCAAAUCUAUUUACCCCCAAAAAUAAAUGGGGGAGCUGAGACCGGGCUUUUCGAAGGCGCGAAACCGCGGCGCGAAAAUCAAAACAAAGGGUCAGAACUGAACACAGUCAACCGGAAAUUUAUCUGUAUUGGCCGUUUGGUAAACACUCAAAGAAUUUUAUAUUAGAAAUGCCCGACAAAACUUUAUUACUGGAGGAGGUGAAUGUGCUCAUAAAUGGAACAGUUUCUUCACCACAUAUUGACUACUACAAACAUCUCGACUAUGUCGUUAAACAAGCAAUUGCUGGAGAUCAAGUUGUCUAUAGGAUGGCUAUCCGAAACAAUAUACUGUGGCAGUGGGAAAGUUUAAAGGACCCCGAGAAAAACUACAUUGACUUGCUUAACGAUAUUAUACCAGGAACUGUUGUAAGAAUUAAAAGAGAUUCGAAACGAGUAAAAGAACGCUUACGCGUUACCAUCAGUCGUGUAACAGGAAGCAUAAGGAAAAAAAACAGAUCCGGCUCAGAAAAGCAGAGAAAUGAAAUUUUAAACGGCUGGACAAACCUCAGCAUUUUGGCUGGUGACAUAAUGAAUCCUGGUGAGAUGGAAGAAGAAAUAAAGAGACUUGAAGCAAAAGCCGCAGAUUUAAUGGAAAGGUUGCAGACGUGUAAUGUUGCAGUUGAGGAAUGGAGAAAGAAGUAUGAAAAUCUUGAAGGCGAAAAGAAAAAGGUUUUCGAGGAACUGACAGCGGAAAUCCUCAACAGCCAGGACAAGAAGAAAAUUUCUAAUCUAGAAGCCGAAAACGAAGAAAUAAAAAAAUAUAUAAGAAAAUUAGAGAAAGAGCAAAGGGAUGACGUCAAUGAAAUACAAAAGUUCACUAAGGAAAUGACAACACUCUCUAAACGACAGGCAACUCGGAGGGUAGAAUCUCUCUCAAGCAGAGCUCAGAAAGCAUUAUGGUUUAGCAAACAGUAUGGUUUGGAACUUGAUGCUUUGUGCUUCAAAGACACAGAGGGAAACCAAUAUCCAUUAAAGAUUCCAUCUUCCAAUAGCACAUCACCUGCCCCUCCCAAUUCACCACAACAAACUCCUGGUUCUACCCCUUCUACCUCAUCACAAACUCCUCCCUCUACCCCUUCUACCUCAUCACAAACCCCUGGUCCUGCUCCAUCCACACCACCGCAAGCCCCUGGUUCUCCCGCAUCUACUCGUUCACAAGCCCCUGGUCUUAUGACACCUACCCUGCAACAAGUCCCUGGUUCUACCCACUCCACCCCAACCGGAACCCCUGGUGCUGCCCCACCUACACCACCACAAACCCCAAUUGGUGUGCCACCUGCCAAUGGGUCAUCUUGCCAAGCCACAGUGACUCCAUUAAAUGGGACACCACCAUUGGGCAAUCAGACCACAACACAAUGCAAACGGGUGCAAUACGAUAGUUUGUCAGACAGUGAAAAGGAGAGAGUGGAAGCAGUACUGUUCCUUAUGGAUAAGUUUGCUGUAGGUGAUCCAUUUGUACAUGAGUUGAGCAUGCUGAUAAAUGGGAUGCCAAGGUCAUACCUUAUUAAGCAGUGCCGAGACAACCUUAAUAGCAGUUGCAUUGUAAAGCCAACCAGUGGACCAGAGCCAGGUGCUCAAAUUUCUUUCAAAGAAUCCCUUAUCAGCAAGCUGAACUCUCUUGUAAGUACAUAUCAUUUGCUUCAAAAGAAUGCUAUUCAUUUCUGUUUUUUUUCCUUGAAACAAGCAUAAAAUAAUACAAAAAUAAAUUGCAAACAUUCCCUUAAUUGACAGGCAGAAAAGGGGAAACUGUCUACUGACAAACCAGUCAGAGUAAAAAUCAGUGGUGAUGGAGCCCGCAUGACAAGAUUGACCAACUUUGUCAUACUCAGUUACAGUCUGCUUGAUGAUGAUGAUAAUCUGUUUACUGCUAGAGGUAAGAAACCUUGUUUUAGCUGGUUUUUGCCAUGCAAACAGCACCUUUUUACUGUUUUUUUUUUGUGUCAUAUCCACACCACACUUCUUUUCUGUUAUGUUAUUAUCUUCUAUGAUAAAAACUAUUAUAAUAAUACUUUAUACUCCAUCAUUUAGGUACCAACACUAUUGCCAUAAUGAGUGGGUCUGAAUGCUACGCAUCCAUCAAGGCAAAUUUCAAAGAUUCUUGGGAUGAAAUAAAUAAAAUGAUAGCUGGUGGUAAAGUCUCAAUAAACCAUGGACAAGAAGUACCUGUUGAAAUCUAUCUUGGUGGGGACUACAAGGUUAGAUGUGAAGCUGUUAGAUGGAAGAAGAACUAAAUACAGAUUGCAGUUUUUAGCUACCCCUUUAUCAUAAUAUUUGAUACUUAUAUUGCCCUUAUUUUGAAUAAUCAAAAAAACAUUACAGUUAGCAUAUUAAAAACUACCGACUAGCCUUAAACGUUAAAACCUAAAAUCAUAACAUAAUUUUAAAAAGUAAAAAGUUUAAGCAUUAAAUCUAACAGAAGGCCUCAGAAAAUAAAAAAGUCGUGACUGGACACUUAAAAGUGUUACCAUUCUCUUUUCAGGCAAAUUACCAGAAUAGCCAUGCCUUGGUACCCAUAGAAGGAGGUCACUCAUUACUUCAUUCUUAAUUUGUUUUAUUUCUUUAGUUUCUGUUGUUAGCUAGUGGCCGGUCAGCAGCAACCUCCAACUAUGCUUGUUUAUGGUGCAAGAUCCACAAAGAUCAAAGGUAAAGUUACAGUAAUUUUUGAAUUAAUUAUCAAAACAAGUAAUCAUAAAGGUCAAUACAAAGCAGAAUUCUAUUCCAAGUAUAAAAUACAACCCUGUUCAUGCAAAGAAAAGAGGAGGAACUACCAUUUCUUUUUCAGAUGGGACAUGUCCAAGCCAGGAGACUUUUACAGCAAACCCCCCAUGGCAUUCACCUUGGCAGAUGUAAAAAAACAUGCUACUUCAUCUGAGUUCUGCUGCAUUAACCAGCCUCUCUUAAACAUACCUCUCCAUCACAUUGUCCUUGAUGAGCUUCAUCUCCUUCUUCGAAUCACUGAUGUUCUGCUAGCCAAUCUAAUUGAAGAUGCCAUGGAGUGGGAUGACCGAGAAGAUUUUUUAAAGAGGAGAGGGGAGACCAAAGGCGUUCACUUAAGAAAUCUGACACAAGUGAUAAACAGCUGUGGCGUAACAUUUUCAGUGUGGGAGAAGAAGGAUGGUGAUGGAAAGGGGACAGGUAAAAUGGACUGGACCUCGCUGAUGGGAGAUGAAAGAAAAAAACUACUCAAAAAUCUUCCUGCAAAAUUAGAGGCCUCACAGGAUUCCAUCAAUCAUGAUACUGCUGAGACGGUUAUUAAAAUAUGGAAGGUACUUUUCUAAACCCUAUGUGGAUAUCUUAAUAUACCGGUGUACAAACAUAUGGUAGUCGAGAUUUUAUUGAAAACUUGCAAUUUUCUUAAACUGUUCAAUCCUCAGCUCAUUCAAGUUCUAACAUUUUAUCCACUUUCCUCCAAGGACUUUUCAGAUAUUUAUUUCAACACAGUAUCAUCACUAUUGCCAGAGCGAAGAGAACAAUGUGGAGCAAAGGUAGAGUAGGUCCUAUAUGCAACAUUUAAGGCAAUGUUUGACUUAUUAUUUGACAGGGUUUUCGAAACAGAUUGUUUCCUAAAUGCUAUAUUCCCAAGAAAAGCAUAACCUUUCCUUAUUCUACAGAUACGAGAAUGGGUCAGACUUUUUCUGUCUAUUGCAAAUUCCCGUAAGGGAUAUGCAAACAAGAAUGUGACACCUUACAUGCAUGCUGCUGCAUACCACUUGCAAGAUACCAUUGACAGAUUUGGUAGUGUAAAGUACUUCAGUGGCCAAGGUACUGUCAGAGUUACUGGUUACUUUCACUUAUAACAAACUAAAUGUAUGCCCAAAGUUGUCCUGUGUAUUGCUACCAUGCACACCAAUGACAACAUAUUCAGACAAAUCAGCAAUAGCAAAUAAAAUUAAAAUAUACUUUUUAAUAAAAAAAUUAAUUAUUACAUUUCUGAAAUAACAAAACCAAUCUAAAAUCAUUUUAUGAAACAAAUCUCUGUAAGGGCUUCUCACGAAAGCAAUUCAAAUACUGUAAUACCAAUAAACUAAACUCAACUGAUUUGCCUUUACACAGGAGUAGAAAAAAAUAAUGAUGUGGCAAGAGCAAUUGUCCUUCACAAAUCAAGAAACUGGGAUAGCCCAGCAGAUGUCAUCAGAGCAGAGCACCGCCUUACACAGUUGAGCAACAGAGAGAGGAGAAAAAGAAAGUACAACAAACAAAAUGAGGAGUUCUGGAACAGUGGAAAAAAAGAAUUGAUGUCUAAAACAAAAAGACAGUGUGUCAGUUCCCAACAACUGCAAGAAAAUGAAAGCACUCCACUCAAUAGCAAUGACAGCUGCAGUGAAAUUACCUCAACAGUUAAUUCACAAAAUUCUAACGGGAAUUUGAACAACAGUAAGAGAAAGCAUACAACCACAAAAAGGAAACCUAGUGCUCCUUCUAAAAAGGUUAAAAAGAACAAAAAACAGAAAAAGAAUUAGGACUUGAAAUCAUAUACUCAGUUAUAACCAACGGAUAUUUUUAAGAAUGGCUAUUUGCCUGUAUACAAUUUAACAAAAUACAGUACUUAUUAACUUCAAUAUACAAAAACAUCUCUUCAGUUAAAUAUUUUUGGAGACCAUUUUUUAGAUCUGGAAUUUUUCCAUUCUAAAUUUAUUUGCUUCUAAAUAUACUGUACAUUUCUCUAUGCAGCAACUUUAAUAAAAUCCACUGUUAACUUUUCUAGAAAAGCUCUAGUUGAUUUAGUAACUAUACCUUCUCUUAAAUGAUAGUUCUGGGUUGACCAUGAAAGAAAGUGUCUAAUCUUUAUGGGGAAUAAAACUUUUGUUCCUUGCCCAUGAAGGUCAAGCAAACAAUGCCAGUUAGGAGGAAAAAAUGAUGGAGAAAAUUCUUCUUGUGCCAAGACUUUCCACCUUCCAUUUUGCACCCCCUUCUUUCCAAACAAAUGUUUAAAUACAUCUUCUCUAAACUCCACAGUCACUUGCUUUCUUUGUGUAGAUGCUUUCAGAGAAGUACCAAUGGCCACCCUUAGUCUGGAAACUUCAUUUAAUAUGACAUUCCUCUCUGGUUUGGGAUGCUCAUAGUAUCUGUUUAAAAUAAAUAACAAUAAACAGAAUUAGAAUGACUUAUUAUGCAUGAAAAACAGACAAGAACCAAUUUCAAUGCCAUACUCCGGUACAUUGUUUUCAGUAAACAAGAAAGCUUACUUCAGACAAAGUUGGUUCAAAUGCUGUUUUGGCUCCCACGAAGCAUCAAAAGAACUAAAAUUCUUCCAUUUCACAAGAUAUUCUCUCUCCUUUAAACGAGAAAGAAAAAUAUUUAAGUUUUGUAUUUAAUACCCGCGAAAUUAAGCUUAGUUUGUAGCUUUACAGAAUUGAAGCGAAAGAUACAUUCAAAUUCUCCUAACACGCUAACUGCAAAUGAAAGCAUUCCUCUUUUGAGAAUAUCUAAACUGAUAACUGGCGAAAGUUAACUUUUUAGAGCUUUUAGUUGAACCAACUUAAUGUUUGUACAUGUCUUAAAACAAAAUAUGACCUCUUAGAAUUAUUUCACUAAUAGCAUAAUCUAUUUACAACGAAAUGGAGACUUUUUUGCCCACAUUCCGUGUGAGUUCGCCUACCAAAAAAACCAAACUUACUUGCUGUCCUUCGCGGCUUGAAAUUAUCCUUUCUACCUCAAAGAAACGUCCGCUAUCAACCGUUCGUCUCCUUGGCUUCGAUUCCGGACAAAAAUCUGCUACAGAAAUACUAUUUAAGUCGGCGAAAAACCCGAUCGAUCUCUUCCCACGAGUGCGCAUUUUUCGAGUUGACGCCAUAUUGCUUAGAUGUCACGCUUUAGUCCGUGUUUCUUCCCAGCCAAUGGCCUGCAAGAAUUUCACUUCUAUGAGUGGCAGGUCAAUUCAUAUUCCAAUCUUAGCACCUCCCACUGAUGUCCGAGAUUUCUAGCCAUGACAACCUUUUUGAGCCUUAGGUUUGGGUUGAAGCCAAUGCUGACACACAGUUUCAUUUUCAGGUCUCUCUAACCUGCUGAUCACUGACUCAAGUCGUCGUGUGACUACAACUGAGCUUGGCCCAGUUGAACUAAGCCAAGAAGAGAAAUGUGGUGGUUUAUGGUUCUUGGUUGGUUUUUUACUCUUACUUGUAUCUUAGGAAACUUGUUUGUCGCGUAUUUGAUCUCAACAAGACCAAAACUACACGUCAAAGCCAACUGGUUUGUCCUGUCUCUUGCGCUGGCCGAUUUAUGCGUUGGAUUGAGUUAUUUGCCGUUACUCUUUGCCUCAAGUUUUUUUCAAGAUUUCACCUCCGAUCACAAGGGAAUAUGGUUCAAGGUCAGCCACACUUUUAUUUACUCUUCGACCACCAACUUAUGUGUCUUAACGGCAGACAGAUUUACAGCAAUUACAAUGCCUCUACGAUACACCCUGUAUAUGACUCAGCGACGAUUGUUUUAUUUGGUUGCCUUUGCUUGGGUCUUGCCUAUAAUUUUCUUCACACUUCCUUCAUUUUGUAUUUAUUCAAAAGAGCGGGAUUCCCUCACCUUUGCCUUCGAAACAAUCAGGGUUGUAAUAUUUCAGCUUAUCCCAAGCGUACUGUUUAUAUUUGUUGCUGGACGUUUGUGUUACAUUGCAAAAGGCAUUUCACGAAAGGAGGAGUUUACUUUGACCCAGAUCAGAUUUAACCUCCCUCCUCUACAGAAAAACGCAAGAAGAAACAGCCGUGACGAAAGGAAACCGUCUUCAAUAAAAAUGUUGAUACUGAUUAUUUUCAUUUUCGUUCUGUGCCACGUUGGAGGAAACUACAGAUGCUUCUGUUCUGUCUUCAAUCUAUGCGCCGUUCCUGACUAUGUAAGGAAGGUUAUUGAACUACUUUUUGUCUUUAAUUCAGCGGUUAAUCCCCUGGUGUACGCUUUCUUGAAAAGAGACAUAAAACGAGAAAUGAAGCUGAUAGGCCGGGGUUUCAAAAUAGGAACAGUAUUGAUAACCUAACUAAUGGUACGUUCAAUAUUUUCUUUAAUAUUGUUAUAUCGUAUUCUGGAAAAAGAACACUCAGAAAUAUUCCAUCCGUCGGCAUUUUGAAGCCACCGGGAUACUUUUUGUUUUCGUGUUGGUCCGUAUUGUAUUUCAGAUAGUUGAAACGGAAGGGGCACAGUGCUGCCAUUGUGCCUGAAACAGUAUGAUUUCAAGAGUUAAAUUAAAACAAUUAUUCGAAGCAACCUAGACUAACGUCUGCGCACCUGAUUUGAUGAGACGGUAUGUAGAUGUAUGCGCCUGAAGUUAGCUAUAACCACCUUAUCCCAGGAAGUUCAAGUAGAUUGUUUUUAAUGUUCUUUUGUGAAAAAAAAAAGACUUGUAAAAGAUUCAAUGGCCGCAUGCAUAUACAUGGCUCACUCACCAGGGACGGAAAACUAAUCAUAACUCUGGAAUUUCGUGAAGGACCAAGUGAAAACAUUAUUUACUGAGGUUUUAAUAAUCCCACUUGUCACUAAACCGAAGGACUCAGCUUACUUUGCCAAAUUC